ACCACAUCUACUUCACAACACUAUACACACACACACUCUCUUAGUCUUAUCCUCGUGGCAAUGGCUUCCCCUGCCAUGAAACUCUCCCUCUUCCUCCUCCUCUCCCUCUUCUCCUCUCUCCACACUCAUGCAAGAGAAAGCCAAUUCUUCAACAAAAUCCCUAGCACCACCACCACCACCACCACCAACACACAAGUCCCCACCAAUCAACAAGACCCCACCUUCCUCCCCGACAACGACAACAGCUACGGCCUCUACGGCCACGAAUCCGGCCUAAACCCCCCUUCCACCACCACCGCCACCGCCGAAGAAGAAUUCAAACAAACCCCAAACAAAUACCUCCCCAAGAACUACAACCCCGUCGCCUACGUCACCCAGCCCGAAUCCGACCUCAACGACUCCCCCGCCUCCUUCACCAAACAACGAACCUUCUCCACCAACCCCAACAACAACAACAACAAUUACUACAACGCCGACCAGAACUCCUUCUACAACCAGCAGCAGCAAGAGCAAGAGCAAGAGCAAGAGCAGACCGAGUUCAAAAGCUACCGCAACCCGGCCUCCAACAACAACAACUUCUACUACAACGGCGGAAGCAGCUUCAACAGCCAGCCGCAGGGGCAGGACAGCGCCUUCCAGCCGCAGGGGAUGAGCGACACGCGUGUCAUGGCAAACGGCAAGUUUUACUACGACACUAACUCAGAGAGCUACAGCAGCAAUCACCCUUAUGAGACCAUGCGAGGAGCUCGCCCGCAGAAUGAGUUCAACAACAGAAAUUUCUAUGGAAACAAUGCCUAUGAAUUCAACCAAGAUCAGUUCCAGGAUGAUGACAACAACUUGCCUUGAUAUUUGAUUAAAUCCUUUUAAUGGUGUUUUUAAGUUAUGGUGUUUAGUGAAAACCAAACGCACAGAUAUUUAUUUUUCACAAAGUGCUGUUUUUGCGGUUUAGUGUUUUCUACUACUUCUACAGUUGAACUAUAAAAUUUUAAAAUAAUUGUAUA
This is a messenger RNA of Salvia hispanica, 1001 nucleotides long. Its product is annotated as E6-like protein. The record is from RefSeq and is a predicted model, not a curated record. Lineage: Eukaryota; Viridiplantae; Streptophyta; Magnoliopsida; Lamiales; Lamiaceae.